GGCAACGUCGCAACGUUGGGGACUUUUGUUUUUCGGUCCGCUUGGAUUGUCUGAAAGUGAGUUCUGUCAUUCUCUGAUCGAAAAACCAAACAAGCCAAAAAAAUUUGGUUGGAUUUUAGUAAACUACAACAAAAUGGACCAGGUGAGGUGACGGUGAAGUCUGGUAUUGGUAGGGCACUGCGAAGGACCUACGCAUCACGCUAUAACAAUACCGUACUCCUACUUAACUACUAUUACUACUAAUAUCAGAAACACUGUAUUUGGUGGUUGGGAUUACCUUCUAAUAAUUUUCAAAUUUCAAAAGUACAAAUACGAUUAAAGCACAGUAAGGUGCCGGGUUUUGCAUGCAAACCAAAAUCAUAUAUAGUAACCGAAUCUAGUCACGCGUCUUAACACGAAUCAAAAAUGACAUAUACCAAAGAUAAACCUCGAAACUACGCAUGCGAGGUGUGCAACAAGGUAUUUCUCGGCAGUAACGAUCUCCGCAAACACAUUCGGGUGCACACAGGCGAAAGACCGUACAAAUGCACCGAGUGUCAGCAGGCCUUUCGCCAGGCGGGCUGUCUAAAAAAUCACAUGGCCGCCAAACACUCUACGGGCGUCGUUAAGACGGACGUAUUCAUCUGUAACUAUUGCCACAAGGUGUUCCCCAUCAAGGAACGUUUGCGGCUCCAUCUGCGGAUACACACCGGCGACAAGCCGUACGUGUGUUUGGUGUGCGACAUGAAGUUCGCCCGCGGCGGUCAGUUGAUCCAGCACAUGCGAAAACAUACUGGUUCGAAACCAUUCGUGUGCGGAAUGUGCAACGCCUCGUUCACCUGUUCGGCUAACCUGAAGCUGCACACGAAACGCCACCUGGAGAUCAGAGAUUACAUAUGUGAUAUAUGCGGCAAGAGCUUCUUUAGGCGCGACGCUCUGCGCAAGCAUCUCAACUGCAUCCACAACAACAUGAAGGCUUUCCACUGCGACAUCUGCAACAAAGAUCUGAAGGGACACUUGCCGCAACACAUGCGCACGCACAAAAAAGAGAAGCCACACGGAUGCGCCCAUUGCGGCGCCACCUUUGCGCAACGCUCCCAACUUACCGUCCACCAGAGGAUACACAGCGGCGAGAAACCCUAUCGCUGUCAGGUCUGUUGGAAAGCUUUCGCCCAUUCGACUGCCCUCAAGUUGCACACCCGCCGUCACACCGGCGAGAAACCCUUCACCUGUUUACUAUGCAAAAACUCAUUUUCGCAAUUGCCGCAUCUGAAGAAGCACAUGCUGUGCAUCCACAAGAGCAGCAAGCCGUACGUGUGCGAGGACUGCCGUUCCUUUCACAAGACCAAAAACGAUCUGGAGGCGCACUAUAAGAAGUGCAAGGCGGCCAAAAAGAAACCGAAAAACGAAACGAAAGUGGAUAUCACCACGCCGAUGUCCAUAGAGAAGAUGCGCUUCCUUCUCGCCAUACUGCUGAAGAAGAUAUCGGCACCGGAGAAGCUGGAGGAGCUCGGCUUCAACAAGCGGUUGAUCGACGACGUGCUGGUGGAGUCUAUCCAGAACUCGGGGCGGGAUCCCUGCACGGAAGACAUACCGGAGGCACAGAAGCUCAAAAAAAACAUACAAAUAUUGCUCGAGUGGACGGUGCCCGAGCACUAUUGGAUGAAAUUUAAGAACGAACAGCGGUCGAUCGAAGAGCUGCUCGAGGAACUCACUUCGUAAUGUCGCAUAUCCGAAAAUGCUUAGUUAGUAGCCGUAGUAACAAACACUGACACACUCUCGCAACACUGAUAUUAGUUCGAGUCCACGGAUUUGGUGUUUCUAUUGUUCAAAUGGAAAUAGUUAAGAUGGUAUGUGAUACAUUUAUGAUUGUAUUCAUUUGAAGAGAAACCAAUAAUUUAUUUAACAACAUUAGUACUACUACAUACUAAAAAAUCAGUAAUCUUGCCUACUGUAGUCACUAAAUUUUGGUGCCAUAACAUCAAAGACUGUUUAUUUUUAUGCCUGAUAAUUAUUAGUACAAAGAGGAAGUUGAGACUCUUAACUAUUUUCAUUUGAUUAAAUUUUCUUUGAACAUGAAUUUUUGUUGCAUUUACACUGCCAUUUAGAAAAUAUUCUUGCCUAGUGUGAUGGAAGGUACACUUCCUUUAUCUUCUUUUUGAAAUUUGCUAGAGAAAUAUUGUUUUCGUGUUAUACACGAAGUCUUUGUUAGGAAAUAUUUUUUAUUAACAGAAAGGGUGCCAUAUGCUCAUUGAAUUAAGUACACUGCUAAAACCAAAUAAAUUGUAUUUUUAUGUUUAAAAGUACUGAAAUAUUUAUAUAUUUUGAAUUAAGUUACUAUUUAUA
This is a messenger RNA of Aethina tumida (small hive beetle), 2325 nucleotides long. Its product is annotated as gastrula zinc finger protein XlCGF57.1-like. Gene Ontology annotation, cellular component: nucleus. The record is from RefSeq and is a predicted model, not a curated record. NCBI's taxonomy places the organism in Eukaryota, Metazoa, Arthropoda, Insecta, Coleoptera, Nitidulidae. Gene Ontology annotation, molecular function: RNA polymerase II transcription regulatory region sequence-specific DNA binding; DNA-binding transcription factor activity, RNA polymerase II-specific. The transcript is spliced from 2 exons. The coding region runs from base 406 to 1701 and encodes 431 amino acids. Gene Ontology annotation, biological process: regulation of transcription by RNA polymerase II.